This is a messenger RNA of Plasmodium fragile, 1317 nucleotides long. RefSeq lists its product as uncharacterized. The transcript has a single exon. The record is from RefSeq and is a predicted model, not a curated record. Gene Ontology annotation, biological process: protein dephosphorylation. Gene Ontology annotation, molecular function: protein tyrosine/serine/threonine phosphatase activity. Lineage: Eukaryota; Apicomplexa; Aconoidasida; Haemosporida; Plasmodiidae. Bases 1 to 1317 code for a protein of 438 amino acids.
AUGGUAGGGGACGAGGGGGUGAGCGGCUUUCGCGGCGUGAGUGGUAUAAACCGCGUGAAUGCCGCGCGCCGUGGCGGUAAUAACGAAGAUGAAGAGGAGGAAGAGGAGAGAAAAAGAAGGAGCCUCUCCCCCCACACCAAAGAUGACACCACCCAUUCGGAGGAAGAUAAGCAAGACGAGGGAGGACCGUCUGCUGCCGUCUCGACCUCAAAACGGACCAUUCAACUCUCCAUUCGAGGGAUCAAAGUGGACAAGUUGAACUUGAGGUCGUUUAGACGCAAGAGGGAGGAACAAAAAAAAAAGCACGAUGGAGAAGAUGGCAGAGAGGAUGGAGAUGGCGCAGAUGGCGAAGAUAUACUCGCCGCCAGCAGCUCCACCUGCACGGAGCUCUUGGAUGGCCGCUUAUUAUUAAGUGGAUACGAAUUCGCAUCAGAUUGUGAAAAUUUGAAAAAAAAAAAAAUCACCCACAUAGUUAAUGUAGGAGGGGAAGAAUGCCCGAACAAAUUUGAAGACACAUUCUCAUACAAAACAUAUUACGUUAAGGACGACUUGCAAGAAGACAUGCUUUACACUCUUCUAGAUGCAACUCACUUUAUAAAAAUAACGCUAAGCAGUGAUGAAGGAAAUAUAAUUCUUGUGCACUGCAAUAAGGGUAUUUCCAGGUCCGUCAUCGUAGUUGUAUUUUUUCUCAUGACCCAUCUGGAGUUAUCUUUUGGCGAUGCGUUUGACUUGGUGAAGAGACGGCGCCCUCUGUCCAACCCUAACUUGAGCUUCGUCUCGCAGGUGCUGCGCCUGUUUGGCUUGCGCAAGCGUCUGAGAAGUGGCGCCAAGGACAGGGCAGAUCUGAUGCACGCCACCACGACAGUAGCUCACCCCCCUGGGGAAGCAACGCUCAUUUUUCGAAUCGAUGGAGCAGGUAAGGCACUCACGCUGACCAACCUGAUGAGUCUCUCCUCAGACGAGGACGCCUGCACCAAAUCUAACAACCCACGUACGAAGCUCACACAGAUAGAUCAGCGAUUUAACUACGUGUUGACAAAGGACUUUCGCGAAUUCUACUUGUUGCUGCUUGACCCUAUCUUCGAAGAUGUGUGCACACCCCUCCUUGAGCGCUUUGCGCAGAUAUGCGGAGCCUUUUUUCAUGGUGGCCGUGCCGACUCGACCCAAACUAUUGUUCGCUCCGACGUCGCCCACCUCAUGCAGCAACUUCAAUUGGACAUACAACUGUUUAGCUGCCUUCCCUCCAACGACGGGACGUACCUAAAGCUGCAACACGCGUUGCAAGACGCGCGGCAGGGGGGGAAGACCACUCGAUGA